AUGGCUCAUCUUGCUCAGGCGUCAAAACGACGUCGUCUGAACGAGGCAGCCUCAACGCUGUCCCGGCCAUUCAAGUCUCCCCUCCGCACACCUCUUCAGAAGCGAGAAAAUGGAGAUGAGAAAGACGAGUCUCUUGCAGACACGAAAACGACCAAUAAUCAGACUAUUCGGAGUAGUGACGAGGUAAAAGGGCAGACGACAGAAGUUCAAUCGUCGACUAAGAGCGGCGACAGCAGCACGACAAAGCUGGCAGUUGAUGAUGAUAACAACUCCAAAGUUCAAUCUCAACCUCACUCUCAAUCUCCACAUACCAUAGCAAAUAAUCGCAACAGAAAGCUCCCAAUUUAUUCACAGCAGCGGUUUGCUUCUUACUCUUCCAAGUCUGAUCCCGAACUAUCUGCUCUGCAGAAACAGCAUAGCGCCCUCCAAUCCCGCCUCUUUGCGCUGCGGUCCGAGCUCGACACCGCACAGCAGGCUCUACGGAUUGAGUCAUCUAACAAGGACAAGGAGCUGGAAGCUCUGAUCGCCAAGUGGAGAGCGGUCAGCCAGGAGGCUGCCGACGAACUGUUUGCGUCCGCACGGGAAAGGGUCCUCAGAAUGGGCGGGGUCGCGGCCUGGAGGGAGCGGGAGAACCGGCGGAGAGAGAUGGAGAGGUGGUACGACGCAGAUAGCCUGGCUGAUGUCGACUACGAUGAGGCAGAGCUAGAAAGCAGGAGGGCAGAGAUGGCAGACGAUGUUGAUCUUGAUGAUAGUCACAAUAAAGAGAAUCAGACGACAGAACCGGAAGAAGAGGAAUCCUACGCAUGUGGUAUGAAUAUAAUCGCAGUGACUUCAACGACAAAAGAUCUGCCAGGCCAGCAGAUAAACCGCCUGCUCUGGCAUGUGACUGUCAAGAACCAGGUAAGGCAAGCCGAGGAUUUUUUUUUACAAGAAGCAGUCCCGACUGCUUCCACCUGA
This is a messenger RNA of Rasamsonia emersonii CBS 393.64, 957 nucleotides long. RefSeq names its product DNA repair protein Dds20/Sfr1. The coding region runs from base 1 to 957 and encodes 318 amino acids. The transcript is spliced from 3 exons. The record is from RefSeq and is a predicted model, not a curated record. Gene Ontology annotation, biological process: DNA recombination. NCBI's taxonomy places the organism in Eukaryota, Fungi, Ascomycota, Eurotiomycetes, Eurotiales, Trichocomaceae.